Molecule: messenger RNA, 804 nt
Organism: Fusarium proliferatum ET1
Lineage: Eukaryota; Fungi; Ascomycota; Sordariomycetes; Hypocreales; Nectriaceae
Exons: 5
Coding region: 1-804 (267 amino acids)
Biological process (GO): ceramide biosynthetic process; ceramide catabolic process
Cellular component (GO): endoplasmic reticulum membrane
Source: RefSeq, a predicted model, not a curated record
AUGUUCGAGAAUCUCAGUCUCCGAACUCCAUAUCCUCCACCGCAAGAAGGAUUCUGGGGACAGCCAACGUCAACCCUGAACUGGUGCGAGGAAGACUAUGUCAUCAGCCAUUAUGCUGCCGAAAUCACAAACACCUUGACCAACGCUUUGUUCGUUGCGCUGGGCAUUCGGGGUGUGCGGAAUUGCCUCAAGUACAGACAUGACACGGUAUUUGUCAUCGCAUACCUGGGCUAUUUGUUGGUAGGCUGCGGUAGCGUUGCUUUCCACGCGACUUUGUCAUAUCCAAUGCAGCUCGUAGAUGAGCUUUCAAUGAUCUAUACAACAUCUAUCCUCUGUCAUGCAAUCUUUACACAAGACAGGUCUCGCCUGUUCUCGAUAUUCCUCGGUAUCGGACUCGUUGCGCUGUCCAUCUCGAUCACGGCAUAUUACCACUAUAUUCAAGACCCUACAUUUCACCAAAAUGCCUUUAGCAUCCUUUUUCUCGCCACAGUGUUCCGAAGCCUAUACACGAUGGAAGCAAUUUUACGACCCAUGUUGAGCAAAACUCACAUAAACAAGCCCCCCAGGACUUCGGUCUCAAACAAGGAAACGCGAAGCUCUCCGGUACAAAGUGAUCGGGCGAUAAUUUGUGAGAUGCGAUGGAUUGUCGCCAUGGGAUUCAUCACCUGUGCAGCAGGUAUCACUGCCUGGAAAGUGGACAACAUACACUGCGGUGAUCUUGUCCGGUGGAGACAUGAGGUGGGACUGCCGUGGGGUAUACUCCUCGAAGGCCAUGGUUGGUGGUAUGUUAUUGCACUGAGAUAA